Molecule: messenger RNA, 1381 nt
Organism: Bicyclus anynana (squinting bush brown)
Lineage: Eukaryota; Metazoa; Arthropoda; Insecta; Lepidoptera; Nymphalidae
Gene: CP8
Product: fungal protease inhibitor-1
Exons: 3
Coding region: 73-390 (105 amino acids)
Biological process (GO): negative regulation of peptidase activity
Molecular function (GO): peptidase inhibitor activity
Source: RefSeq, a predicted model, not a curated record
UGCGCUUUACCCCGUUCAUUUGAUUUGGUUGGCUUGAAUCAAUUGCACGGAAAGUUUCAGACUAUAGACAAGAUGAAAGCUGCACUGAUCUUAGCAAUCGUGGCAUGCGCCUUAACCCUGGUGUACGGCGAUUUCGUUUGCGGCACUAACUACUGUAAGGAGCACCCUUGCACCACGAAAAUUGCAUCAUCAAGUUGUCGUGCACCGUCCACAUAUCGGGACUUGCACUCUGGCAAGUGUGCUUGCUGCCCGGCUUGCGUCACUUUAUUAUCCGAAGGAGCAGCCUGCAAGAAAUACAGCAAAGAAAUCGGAGAGACCCCAUCGGCGGUGUGCAAAGAACCCCUCAAAUGCCUCACCGGAGUGUGCACUAAAGUCACUCCCAGAGGUUAAAUCCCUUUUAAUAUUAAAAUAUUCCUUUCCACCAGCUUGCGUUACGUUAUACAAUGUAUCUACUUGACCUCGACCAGCAAAUACCUACUCUUAAUACUCACUAAUACCAUAUGUUUUCUGUGCUAAUACACUUUCCACCUUACAAAAAAACCACUUCAGUUUAUUAGGAUCUAUAACUACGUUUUAACCGAACCAUUUAGAACCGUUAUUAAAAGUAUUAAAUUAUGCGAUUGAAUAUAUUUUUUUAACCGAUAUCAAAAAAGGAGGAUUUUGUCAGUUCGACGAGUAAGGUUUUUUUAAUGUUUAAUACCUAGUUUGAAAGAGUAUACUUCGAGAUUGGGCCCAUUUCAUUUUCAUGAAAAUCGGUUUAGUAAUUUUGUGUUAAAAUCAAAAUAACUGAAAUACGUCUUUGAAGUCGUUUCCAUUUUUAUGUUAUUGAAUAAUUUAAUCAAUAACAUGCUACUAGUAUCCAAUUUGCAUGUACAAAUGUAAAAGAAAAUAUACGUUAUCUGUAUUUUCAGCCUUAUUUUAUUCAUAUACACGGUUAUGCAUAAAUAAUGGGUAUUCAAAUCAAAAUUAUCAUAUCUGAAAACAAGCAGAUUACAUUUUACUGUUUAUUAAACUGUGUAUUUCGAAAAUCAAUUGUUUCAAUAUGAAAAAUAAUAGUUAUUUACACAUAAAAACAAAUCCGCACAUAAAUAAUAUGAGCAAAUUGUAAUGGAGUACAUUUUAUAUCUAUUUAAUACGAUUAAUCGUUGUACAUAUAUGUUAAUUAUUACGAAAAAUUGGGAUCAAAAUGUUGUUUUCUGAUAAGGCUUUGUUUUUCUUUAUUACCAAAGAAGCGACAUCUAAGAAAAUAAAUCAUUUAUCAUCAUGUUUUCAGGUAGUAAUGUUAUAAGGUUUUGAUUUAUAAAUCUAUCAAUGUAUUAGGUAUAAGGUUCCCCAUGAAAUGUGACAAAUAACAAAAUAAAACAAUAUUAAAUUAAUAAAU